CUGUGUUCCAUCCAAGUUCAUAAGCAUGCACUCCUCAUCUUUCUACCUCACCAAAACCUUCACGACACAUCACCACCUUGGAUUCCACCACUCUCUCUCUUCUACCCAUAAUUCCUUUCCCUCUCUUUCCUGCUCCUCUACCCUCCACAAACCAUGUUCUACAAGGGUCAUAUCCCAGACUCAGAAACCCAAUCAAAACAAGAGUGGUCCCAAAGAGGGUCUGAGGGUUAAGGGAAACAAGGAGAAUGUGUGGAGUAUUGACAACAAGGUAGCCAAGGUUGCUGCUGAGAAAGAGAAGGGGAGAGGGAGGAAGCAGAGAGGGAGAAGAAUGGUGAAGAGGAAGAGGCCCAAGGGUGGAAGAGUCAUUGUCUCUGGGGCUAUGUUGGUUGAGGUUGAAACUGUUCUUCAGACUCAGGAACCAGUAAUAAAACCAUCUUGGAACACAUUUGCUAGCAGUCUCAGUGGAAUUUGGCAGGGUGUAGGUGCUGUGUUUUCUCCCAUCACAGCUGAAAUGGAGCCAAUGGAAAUAGGUAACAAGAACGAAAACCUAUAUGACUGCUAUACUCUUUCCCGUAUCGAGGCAGUACCAUCACCUUCAGGAGAACGUACAUCUCAAAUCCUGAGAAAGGUUAAUUGGGUGACUUUGAAUCCUUAUGGUGAAAUACCCCAAUAUGUUGAAGGAAACAACAUAGCAAAAGAAGGAUCCAAUGAUGGUAAUGCUCCUACAUUCCGACAGCAAAAAUUCAGGGAAAAUGUAACAAAUCAUGUUUUGCCUACAUUUGAAUCCUUUGACUUUGAAAGAAGUGAUGUGAUGGAAGAAGAUGUCAUGGGCUGUGAACCAGGCCUUGUUUACUUUGAAGACGGGUCUUAUUCUAGGGGUCCUAUGGAUAUUCCAGUGGGUGAAUAUGAUGAUACAGAGUACUAUAUCACACCAACUUUCAAGUUCGAACAAUGUUUGGUUAAAGGCUGCCACAAAAGGAUCCGUAUCGUCCAUACCAUAGAAUUCAUUAAUGGUGGUUCAGACAUUCAGAUAAUGAGAGUUGCUGUGUAUGAAGAAGAAUGGGUCAGUCCUGCUUGUGUAGAUGUCCAGAGUGAUCUUGAGUUUGAUUUAAAACCAUUUUCUCAAAGAAAACGAACGAAACCAUCAGAGCUGACAGGGUCAUGGAAAGUGUUUGAGGUCAGUGCAACUCCAGUGUAUGGCGAGGAAAACCAGGUGGAAGAAAGUGGUGGCACCCCAUAUGUCUACCUUUGUGCAGAAACUCUAAAGAAGAGGAACCUCCCUGAGAGUACCAACUACUUUGGUGAGGAGGAGAAGCUUGACAUGCAGGAUGUGACCAUAUUAUGGCUUCCUGGGGGUGUAACAUGCUUUGUUGACAUUAAUAAGGAUGGCAUUCUUUGUAUUGGAGCUGGUUGGUACUCUGAUGAAGGAAUCAACCUUGUGAUGGAGAGAGAUUAUGGGUUGGAUGGAAAACUUAAAGAGGUGAGAUCGAAAUCUGAGGUAAAGAGGAGGUGGUCUGAUCCAACCAAUGAAUAAUUUUUGGGGAUUUGCAGCUUGUAAAUUGUUUAGUAUGAGAAAUAAAAAUGAACAUUCAAUGAAUGAUCUUUGUAAUUAUGUAUAAUAAUGUUCAAAAGUGGUGUGCAUGUACAUUUUUAUUACCACUUAUCA
Messenger RNA from Gastrolobium bilobum, 1666 nucleotides. RefSeq lists its product as uncharacterized. The coding region runs from base 26 to 1534 and encodes 502 amino acids. NCBI's taxonomy places the organism in Eukaryota, Viridiplantae, Streptophyta, Magnoliopsida, Fabales, Fabaceae. The record is from RefSeq and is a predicted model, not a curated record. The transcript is spliced from 5 exons.